GUACCCCCAUAUUUGAGUGGUACAAGUCGGUGACCCUGUAAUGACCUUUGUUGGCAAAAAUGGCGGCAAGUAUAAAAGUUUGAUGUGCUUUUCGGACGUUUUGCUUCUUUUGUCGACUGGAGAUUGACCAGCGUAGCUGCAGGGUGGGGAAUUACUAAUUCUUGUUGUCCAAGAACUGUCUGGACAAGUGUAGCUGACCAAAAGUGCCUGCAAAUGUAAGUUUGACUCGCCCAAAACAGAGCGACCGUAACGCUCGCGGGAACGGAUGCCGAAGAAGUUCUCCGAACGGAUAACGCGUACGCUGGAAAUUUCGUGAUGGAAACCGAAACGCUGUUCUCCUUGGAAGUCGUCGUGGAGUCUGUUCAGAUACGAGGUGUGGUGCAAUGCCGUCUCCCCGCCGUGGCCUUCCGCCUCCUGGACUUCCCAACCCUCCUGAUCCGCCAUGACGUCACGGAGGCAGCCCUGCGUAUGCGGGAAUUGGGCAUUAAGUCCGACCCUACCUGGGCACCAAUGGAGGAGGAACACGGUCAGACUGGACGGUUCGAGUUCGGCAAGGGAAAGUCAUGUCUACUGAGGAUGCGGCCAGAGGUUCUCCGUCAACAUCUCAGGAACAUCCCUCUCUACGUCAUGGUGAUUGACAGCUGGGAAGACGUGCCGCGAUUGGUCGGUAAUAGUUCAGUACCGCUGACGUCAUCCAUGGAACUGGUGUAUCAGGACAUCCAGACUGAUGGAAUCACGUCUCCCUCUGUGCAUGGAGAGAAGGGAGAGUUCCCUCUACACAACCUCAUGGGGACACAGAUUGGUACGGUGGAAAUGGGCUAUCGGCUGAUGAGUCUGGGAACCAUGCUGAUGCAACACGUUCCCAGGGAGGCGGUGAUGCAGCGACAAGGGGUCGAAGUUCGCGAGGAAAGACAAGCACCUAAAGAGGCUGAAAUAGAAACACCAGCCUCUAAACCAUCCGAGGGGGACAUUCUCGUGGCUAAAGCUACGCAAUACGAAUAUGAUCGUGUGGACAGCCCUCCUACUGUGGCCACCCAAACAGAAAGGCCGCUUAAACAGAGACAAGUCAAAGUAAAGGAAGAGGUAGACUCAAUGAGUGACAAUAAUAUCAUCUGCCCACCACCCCUCUUUUACAAUUCUAUGGCAGCCGAUCCACCACAGAAAGCACCAAAGCCAAAAUCAGCGCCACCUGCUGGUCGUGUAUCAUAUGACAUCGCAGAUUUCUACUCUGAAAUUGGAGAGUCACCUGAAGAAGAAAACCAAGAUCCCCAGACCAGAGGGAUUAAAGUUGAAAGAGGGGUACAAACUUCUCAAGAUGUGAAGGUACAGGCUGGCCACAAAGACAAUCAAGGCCCUCAGGUCAGUUUACCUGCUGGCCUUCCUUUACUCCGCCAGCUGUUUUCAGAGUUGUCCAUUCUAGAGAGACGUCCAGUAGGCAUGCAUGUGUUUGAAAGUCACCAUUCUACACCUAGAGAGGAGGUGAGAGUGAGGAUGUCUCGUCCUGAAACUGCACCAUCCAGACCACCUGCUCCUCAGCCAGUUCAAAAGACCAAGGAGAGACUGACUGCGCACCAUGGUUCGCCAUUGAGGGUUCGUCACCAGCCAUGUGCGCGAGGCGACCGACCCGUGCCAAAGACGAGAUCCUGGAUACGGCAGGUGCCGCAGGCUCCCGUGCGGGGACGGGGGCGGAGCAAGCUGAAGUACGGCAUGACCCAUUCCCUGCGGCUGCGCAUCCAGCAGUCCAACCCAGCAUGGCUGGAGAAGAUGGAGGGGCAGAGGACAUCACAGCAGCACGAAAUGGGCCAGCCAGAAAGACCUCCUCGGAGAUCACUGGAACAACUACAACAGGCAUCCCAAUGGCGACCGAGCGAACAAACCAUCACAGUGACAAGAAGACCAGGACAAGAGGAAGGCGUAAACAUUAGAGAGGUACGCAGGUUGGUAGGUGAGUCUGGUGUUCUGUUUGACAAAGCUGGUACACCCACAGAGAUAGAAACGACUGACGAAAAGCAUGUGACACAUAGGAAACCUGUACCAACUCCCAGGCAGCAUAGCCACUCAGAAAUAGAGAACCAUCAUGAACAAGAGGACACCACUGCCUUUUGACAAAUCCCUUGUAGAAAUGGAGAUGCCCAAAGUAGAUGUGGGUUUUGGCACUGCAGGAAGUUCAGAAUCAGAAAAUCAAAGUAAGAAAAGCAUUCAGGUGUUCCUUCCCAUAGUGCCAAAUCAGGACGAUAGUGAGAUACCAGAUGACUCAUUGGAUCAGCAAGAUUUAGAGGAAAAACAAGCCAACAAGACAGAGCAGAAACAAACCAUGAGUCACCAGGAUGCUGUAUCUGAACCAGAAUCCGGUCACAGUUACUCUGAAGACUUUGAUGAAGAACACGAAACUCAAGAUGACUAUUCAACCGCUGCUAGUCAUGUGUCGCAUACCAACACCUCUGGGUCGGACAGAUCUGACUCGCCUCCUUCACAGGCUUCGACUGCUGUGGAAAAGCGCCGCGAAUCGAUGUCAAAACCAAAACGAGAUACAGCAGAAGACCGCCGGUCACCAGACUCCGUAGCGUCAGGUCGUUCCGACAGAUCCCGACACUCAGCUUUCAGUCAAGCGUCCUCGCGACCCCGCGCCGGGAGCUUUGGUCUCGGUGCGCCUCCCCCACCCACUCCCUCCAAGUCUCCCGUCAUGGGGGUACGACAAUCGUUCAAGAAGCCCACAGAUACCAGGACAUCUCCCGAUGAGGACUCACAGGGGAACAUAGACAGAAACGGAAGUAUUCGUCCACCUCCACGAAUCUUCCCAAGAGAUAGGAAGAUCUCUACAAACACUGCCUCUGUCAGUAGUUAUGUACCAUCACACUUGUCUUCUGAUAUGGAGAAUCUGAGCACAGAUGGAUCCUUAAACUUUUAGGAUUCGUUCACUAUAAUUAGAAGUGUCAUUCUUGGAGAAAAUGGGUAUCAUUUUGGUGAUAACAUAGAUGUUAUCCCACAUUUAGUAUCAAAGUUUGUCUUUGGGCUGGCAUUGCAGAGUUUUAGUCUUUGAGCUGGGCAGUAGUUGCUCAUUCUCCAUAAUAAAGGUAAGAUUGCAACUUUGGUACGAUUUGUAUACAAAACAAGUUGAAUUGUACACAUCUGGCAAUGUGGUGUUUUAUAAUCCAAAGAUGUACUACACACCAAUAUAUGUAUUCCAUUGCAAAUCUUAAGAGAGAAUUGUAACCUUUGUCAAAACAAGAAUGUUAAAA
This is a messenger RNA of Branchiostoma floridae (Florida lancelet), 3239 nucleotides long. Its product is annotated as microtubule-associated protein 10-like. The transcript is spliced from 3 exons. The coding region runs from base 316 to 2106 and encodes 596 amino acids. Lineage: Eukaryota; Metazoa; Chordata; Leptocardii; Amphioxiformes; Branchiostomatidae. Gene Ontology annotation, cellular component: midbody; cytoplasmic microtubule; mitotic spindle pole. The record is from RefSeq and is a predicted model, not a curated record. Gene Ontology annotation, biological process: positive regulation of cytokinesis; cytoplasmic microtubule organization; mitotic spindle midzone assembly. Gene Ontology annotation, molecular function: microtubule binding.